Molecule: messenger RNA, 1315 nt
Organism: Chelmon rostratus (copperband butterflyfish)
Lineage: Eukaryota; Metazoa; Chordata; Actinopteri; Chaetodontiformes; Chaetodontidae
Gene: gsc
Product: goosecoid
Exons: 3
Coding region: 172-897 (241 amino acids)
Biological process (GO): regulation of transcription by RNA polymerase II
Cellular component (GO): nucleus
Molecular function (GO): RNA polymerase II cis-regulatory region sequence-specific DNA binding; DNA-binding transcription factor activity, RNA polymerase II-specific
Source: RefSeq, a predicted model, not a curated record
CCCGCGGAGUCGCGCAUGCAGGGAAGAAAAGUACCCUCCAGAGUCACCAUGACGCAGUUUUAGGAGAACUUUUUUUCCACGGAGCGCGGAAACCUUACAGUCCAGGACAUUUUAUUCCCACUUUCCCGAGUUUCCCCUUUCGCCGUUUCCGAGCCGCCGCGCACCGGUGUGAUGCCCGCCGGGAUGUUCAGCAUAGACAGCAUCCUGUCCGGCCGACCGAGCUGCAAGGAGCCGCUGCUGCUCCACCGGAGCGGCCCGGUGGUGCUGUCUGCCGGCCUCACGGACUCUAUCUACACCGACUACAACGGACUGUACUCGACCACCUGUGGGCCCUCUCCUCCCGGGAUUCAGUCUGUGAACGGGACCAGGAUAGGAUAUAACGGCUACUACUACGGACAGCUGCACGUCCAGGGCGCCGGAGGAGGUCCGCCGUGCUGCAGCUCUGUGCCCGGCCUCAGCCCGCAGCAGUGCCCCUGCAUCCCGGCAGGCUACGACAGCGCGGGCUCGGUGCUGAUCUCACCGGUUCCGCACCAGAUGAUGUCCUACAUGAACAUGGGCAGCCUGUCGCGCACCGAGCUGCAGCUCCUCAACCAGCUGCACUGCCGCAGGAAGCGGAGGCACCGCACCAUCUUCACCGACGAGCAGCUGGAGGCUCUGGAGGGCCUCUUCCAGGAGACCAAGUACCCGGACGUCGGCACCCGGGAGCAGCUGGCCCGCAAGGUCCACCUCCGAGAGGAGAAGGUCGAGGUUUGGUUCAAAAACAGACGCGCGAAGUGGAGGAGGCAGAAAAGGUCUUCAUCAGAGGAAUCAGAGAACUCUCAGAAAUGGAACAAAUCGACCAAAACGUCCGCGGAGAAAACGGAGGAGAGUAAAAGCGAGGUGGACUCGGACAGCUGAUAAAAAAAGCGACCGAACACGGCCACAUGUGUGUGUGCGUGCGUGCGUGUGCGCAUACGGUGGAAAGUGAUGUGGACUCCACGACAUGCUGGUGGUGUGAUGAAACUUGUUGCCAUGUUGCACAGUUGUACAUAUCUACAUUUUAUUAUUGAUUCUGUCUAUUUAUAUUUAAUUUAAGUUCUUUUUGUAAUGUUACGCGCGCCAGAGGACGUGACGCCCGGCGGGUUGACUGACAUGUCUGAAUAUAUCGUGAUGUUAUAUGUGACACUUUUGUGGAUAUUAAAUGUUGUAAUUCUGGUAUUUUUCCCGCUGUAACAUUAUUCAGUGCGCUCAGCCGGCCGCAGGGGAAACAUGUGGAGCCUGUAAAAACAUCCAGAGGCGGAGCGCAGCAUCACCGCACAGCUGUUAUGAAGAAUAU